Messenger RNA from Malassezia restricta, 654 nucleotides. RefSeq names its product D-glycerate 3-kinase. The record is from RefSeq and is a predicted model, not a curated record. Lineage: Eukaryota; Fungi; Basidiomycota; Malasseziomycetes; Malasseziales; Malasseziaceae. Bases 1 to 654 code for a protein of 217 amino acids. The transcript has a single exon.
AUGACGGCGCUGGCGCGGCAGCAUGCCUCUUUUGCGCUGUAUCAGGGCCGUGGGCCACCGGGUACGCAGGAUGUGGACGUUGGCACGCACGUUCUUCAGGCGUUCCGGGCGUGUGAGUCGGUGUCGAUACCCAUCUAUGAUAAGAGUGCUCAUCGAGGUGCGGGGGACCGGCAGAGGGCGUGGCGGCAUGUACAAGGCGAGGUGGAUGUUGUCUUGUUCGAGGGAUGGUGCCUAGGCUUUCCGUCGAUGCCAUUUUCGGAGCUGGUGCGAAGGUAUGACCAGGGGCGAGCUGCGUCACCGCGGCCCGAGUAUGCAGCGCACCCGCUGGAAGAGUUGCAGCUGAUGAACCGCCACUUGGCUACGUGGGAGCAGGCAUGGUAUCCCCUGAUCGAUGCGUUCGUUCAGCUUGUGCCAGUUGUUGCUGAUCCCGAAGCGAGUCCGUGGUCCCUGGUGUACCCGUGGCGCCUGGAAGCGGAGCAUGCCAUGAAGCAGCGGAAUGGCGGGCGCGGCAUGUCAGACGACGAGGUGCAUGCGUUCGUGCAGCGGUACAUGCCGACGUAUGAGCUAUUCAGCCGCACAGCAGAUACGAGUCGGUGGAAAGAGCACUGUAUGAUGCUACGGAUUGGUGCAGACAGACAAUGCAUAGACGCAUAG